AAAAACAAAAUGGAUAUAGUGAAAUGUAACUUGUGUGGAAAAGUGUUUACCGGGGGGUUACUAGAUUAAAACAACAUAUUGGUCAUGUGCCGGGAAAUGUAAGUCGAUGUCCAAACUCUACAAAAGAUGAUCAAUUGAGAAUGCGAAAUUUUAUUAACGAAGGAAGAUAAAAAAGAAUGCUAAACUCGAACAUGAUAAGGCCUUAAGAUCGGAGGCAAUACAAGUGUUAAAUGAUAGUGUUGAAAUGGAUGAAAUAUAAGAUUCUUUAGGGUCGAAAGCACCAAGUUAUAUAGGCCCCAUGGAUGGCUAUGUGAACAAAAUAAACCCUGAAAUUAUGAAGGGAAAGGGAAAAAAAGUUGAUCUUAAUGAUGUUGUUCGGAAAGAAAGAAUUUUAGCGUGUCAUAAAUUCAUUAGUAGGUGGGCAUAUAAAACUGCAAUUCCUUUUCAUGCACUGGAAGAUGAUAGCUUCAAGAUGAUGUUGGAGGUUGUUGGCCAAUUUGGAAUAGGGCUCACACCUCCUACCAGAUAUUCUUUGAGUGACCCGCUUCUAAAGCAUGAGGUUGAAAGAACAAAAAGUUUGUUGAAAAAAAACGAAGAAGUAUGGAAAGAGAUUGGAUGCUCGAUCAUGGCAGAUGCUUGGUCUGAUAGAAAGAGAAGAAGCAUUAUGAAUUUAUGUGUAAAUUCAAGAAUGGGUACCGUUUUUAUAUCAUCAAAAGAAUGUUCCAAUGAAUCACAUACAAGUCAAUACAUAUAUGAUUAUGUGGAAUCUUGCAUUCAACAAGGUGGUCCCGAUCAUGUUGUUCAAGUUGUGACCGAUAAUGCCACGAAUAACAUGGGAGCUGCAAAGUUACUACAAGAGAAAAGACCAACUAUUUUUUGGACAUCAUGUGCGACACACACAAUUAACCUUAUGCUCGAAGGUAUCGGUGGACUUCCAAGGUUUAAGAAAGUCUUAGAUCAAGCAAAGAAAUUAACCAUCUUCAUUUAUGCUCACCACAAAACCUUGGCUAUGAUGAGAAACCACACCAAGAAAAGGGAACUUAUCCGACCGGGAGUCACGGGAUUUGCUUCCGCCUUUCUAACAUUACAAAGUUUAUCCGAAAAGAAGGAGCAACUGAAAAAUAUGUUCUCUAGUAGCGAGUGGGAGGAAUGCAAAUUUUCUGGAACACCUAAAGGAAGAGCCUCAUAUGGAACAGUGACAAGUCUUCAAUUUUGGGCCGGUGUGACACAAUGUUUAAAAGUGUUUUCCCCUUUGGUGAAAGUCCUUCGAAUGGUUGACGCGGAUUGGAAGCCCUCAAUGGGUUUUGUUUAUGGGGAGCUUAAAGUAGCAAAAGAAGAAAUUAUGAAAGCUUUGGGUGGUAACGAAAAAGCUUACAAGCCUAUUAUAGAUAUCAUAAACCACAAGAUGAAAGGUAGGCUAGCUUAAAAAUUACAUUUGAUGGCUUAUCUUUUGAAUCCUUAUUAUCAUUAUAAGGAUUCCCAACUCCAACAUGAUCCCGACGUAAUUGAUGCGGUUCUUGAAUUUUUGAUACAUUACUUUUUGGAGAUUUUGAGAUGCAAAGACAAGUUGUGAUGAUAGAUUUGCGAAAAUACAAGGAAAAAGUUGAUAGAUUUGGAGCGGAUCUUGCAAUUAAAGGUUGUAUGGUGAACACUGUCGACUUUGAUCCGGGUAAUGUGCUUUUUGUUUAUUUUAGUAAUUUAUAAAAUAAUAGAAUUUUAUAUCUAUCAAUUUAAUAAUGUGUUUUUGUUUUAAAAUGA
This is a messenger RNA of Lactuca virosa, 1758 nucleotides long. The record is from the annotation of a GenBank genome assembly. NCBI's taxonomy places the organism in Eukaryota, Viridiplantae, Streptophyta, Magnoliopsida, Asterales, Asteraceae.